Molecule: messenger RNA, 992 nt
Organism: Mustela erminea (ermine)
Lineage: Eukaryota; Metazoa; Chordata; Mammalia; Carnivora; Mustelidae
Gene: S100A11
Product: S100 calcium binding protein A11
Exons: 3
Coding region: 496-807 (103 amino acids)
Biological process (GO): regulation of cell population proliferation
Cellular component (GO): cytoplasm
Molecular function (GO): calcium ion binding; calcium-dependent protein binding
Source: RefSeq, a predicted model, not a curated record
CCAUUACCCAACCUUAGUGUGAAGGAAGAGACAGCCCGGCUCCUAGGGAACUUCUACAGUUACGGCCACACUCCGCGUUGCACGUUUUUACAAAAGGGCCCUCCUGCCUCUCUAAUCUGAACGAGCAGAACGGGCUCGUACACGGAAAAGAACCAUAGACAUGGGCACACCGCGCCCAAGACGGCUACGCCGAACUUCUAAUUCAGGAAAGCCCUUUAAAUCUUCAAGGCCCACAGGCAGGAAAAGAGCGCGUCGUGGGUGAGCUGCGCGUUGGGCAACGCGGGCGGGGCGGACAAGUCCGGAUCGGCUCCGGGAGGCGGAGGCUGACUGGCGGGAGGGGGCGCGUGAGUCAGGAACGGUCGCGCGGGGCGGGUCGCGUAGAGCCGGGAGCCCGCCGCCCGCCGCCCAGAGCUCGCUGCGCCGCUGCCGCUGCCGCCGUCGCCGUCGCCUCGCCGCCGCCGCCGGACGCCGACUCCGCGCCGGUCCCGCGAACACAUGGCAAAAAUGUCCAGCCCUACUGAGACCGAGCGGUGCAUCGAGUCUCUGAUUGCUGUUUUCCAGAAGUUUGCUGGAAAGGAGGGUAACAACUGCACGCUCUCCAAGACAGAGUUCCUAACCUUCAUGAAUACGGAACUGGCUGCCUUCACAAAGAACCAGAAGGACCCUGGUGUCCUCGACCGCAUGAUGAAGAAACUGGACCUCAACUCUGACGGGCAGCUAGAUUUCCAAGAAUUUCUUAAUCUUAUUGGUGGCAUGGCUAUAGCUUGCCAUGACUCCUUUACAAAGUCUCCGCAUUUCCGGAAGUAAAUCGGAGGGGCUCUUGGGCCUGCGCUCCAGACCACCUCUUGCCUUCAAAACAGCUUCCCAGUCAUCACGUCCUCCUCACAAUCUCCAUGGACCCUGAGCCCAGAGUGCCCCCCACCCCCCCACCCCUCUGUGCAGGCCAGUCCUGCUGGUAGUUAAUAAAGCAAUAGUGUUUUUUAAAUCCCACA